AUGCCUGUCGUUGACUCAGCCUUAGCCGCCGUGCUGUCUCCAUUCUUCAGCGGCGGAUCAAAGCACCUCGGCAGCGGCGGAAUCAUCCGGAUGGCCGGCGGCGUCACUAUCACUCCUGCGCUGCUGCAAGUACUCUUUGGAACGAUCGGAGAGGUGCUGCCGAUGCGGCUGGAGCACGCGCUUGUGACUGCGCUCGAUGUAAAGCUGGGAACGCAGGAGGUGAUUCUAGAGGAACUCCACCUCCUCCUCGCGCCGCACGACCCGCCCGGCCUCGCAGCGACCCGCGACGAUGUCGACCGGGCCAUCCGGCGGCUCAUCGAACUCGUGGGCCCGGUCAAUGGCACGAGCGACGACCCGCCACCGCCACCGCCAGGUCUCGGCGAUGGUCGAGAGCUGGUCGUGCAAAAGGCGCGUCGCACGCCAGAGGAGGCGUCGUCGAGCAGCAGCGGCAGCGUCGCUCGUUGGAUCGGACCGCUCAUGCGGUGCCUCAACAUGACCUCCGGACUGCUGCUGCCGCGGAUACACGUCCGCAAGCUGUACAUGCAUCACGUCCACUUGCAGAGCGGCGUGCCGCAGCGCCCCUUCGCCAUCGAGACCUCGCUCGCCGAGAUUGUGCUGAUGUGGCUGUGCAUGGCCUUCCCGGGCGCGGGCGCGCCCGGGGACCAGCAGAUGGAGACGGUGGCGCCGCCUCGGCCGUGGCACAACGGCUCGCCCGACAAGGCCAAGGCGAAGAAGCUCGCGCAAAAGGAGAGCACAAAGGAGAGCGC
Emiliania huxleyi CCMP1516 is the source of this 767-nucleotide messenger RNA. RefSeq lists its product as hypothetical. The record is from RefSeq and is a predicted model, not a curated record. The transcript is spliced from 5 exons. The annotation marks the transcript as partial. NCBI's taxonomy places the organism in Eukaryota, Haptophyta, Isochrysidales, Noelaerhabdaceae.